UUUUAUAUUGGCAUAUUUUUAAUUACUAUUGCUUUUUGUUUUUUAUACUAGAUUCUUAAAAUAGAUUAUGAUUAAUUCUAUAUACAUGAUUUUUAUUUGUUUUCUUUCUUUCGUUCAGCUAUAAAUUGUUCGAAUUUAUAAUUUUCUACAUAUUUAUUAAUGUAAAAUCCAAUUGAGAACACUACUAUUAUAAAAUAUAGUACACGAUGAUCCGUGUUCGUGGAAUGAACAUGUCUCUGAUCUCUAUUAGAUCUCCUUUUUUGUUCAAAAGUUUUCCUAGCUAUAUUUGAAUAAUGAUGUUCCAACCACAUGUCAAAAUCAAAAACUUGUUUCAUAGAUUUACCCGCAGUAUGUAAUUUGUCUGUGUAUUGUGAUACAUGUUCAGAUUUCAUUUUAUAGUUGUACUCGUGUUUAGUUUUGUACUCGAGAUCCUGUUUAAUUAGAAUAGUUCUGUCAUAUUGUUUACGUGUAUCAUAUUUACUGAGUAUAUCAUAUGCUUCGGAAAUUUUAUGGAACAUUUCUUUAGCAGAUUUGCUUUUGUUUUUAUCAGGAUGAUAUUUAAGUGUUAAUUUAUAAUACGCUGACUUUAUUUCAUUGUAGGUUGCAUUUGUUUUUACUCCCAAUACCUCAUAAUGUGUUUUAGCUUUUGUCAUCUUUGUACAUACCAAUAAUACAGAUUGUUUAAAACAUUUAAUUAUGUUUUUAUUUACAUUUAUUAUAGAUGCAUGAAUAAACAUUAUUAGACAUAUAUUUUCAAGUAGAAUGAAGAGUCAAGAUUUUGUCUCAUAUUUGCUAUUUAUAACGUAUAACCUAAUCAUAUAAUUAAAUACAUUAUUCAGUAAUGUCUGUACAAUAGUGUCAUGAUAUAAUAUUAUAUUAAUUUGAUUAGUUUUUUCUGAAUUUAAGAAAAACAUAUCAAAAUAUGUAUUUUAUUCUCAAAAAACUUAAUCUUAUGCAAAAUAUGAAAGUUAGAAAAUUUUAUUUAUUACAUUCUUCAUUAGAUUUUGAUACAUGAACUUACAUAAGAUGAUAUACAUAUGAAAAGAAUCAAGAGUUAAAACGCAAAUAGAAGCAGUCAGGUAUAAAUUGAUGUAUUUGACGGAAGUUUAUGAGUAAUAAAACUUUAAAUGAUUUAAAUAAUUUUGCGUUCUCAAGUUCGAAUUUACUCAAGUAACAUUAACUAAAUUAAUAAAAUUUCAUAAUAAAUAAAAUAUUUCUUAAAUUUUUGUUACGCUUAUUUGUUAAAAAUAAAUAAUUAUAACCCGAGUUACAAGUAACUAAAUGUAACAAAUACGAAAUAUUAAAAUAUAAAUGUAUAAUAUAAAUUAUAUAUUAAAAAUAAUAGGGCAGAUACAUGACAUGUAACUAUCUUACGAUAUGUUAAGGCAGAUAUACAAUCCACGAUUCAAAGUUAGUCCAUAAGUGUUUUUAUUUUAUGAAUUAUUCUUUUAUUCUAUAUUAAAACUAUCUACGCAAUUAUCAACUAUAAUUAUGAGUAUAGUCUUUAAGAAUAAUUGAUGUGGUGGAUUCACAUGUAAGUUUAAAUGUAAAUUCUCCAAAAGAUCCAUUAAAUUUAUUUUUGUUGUCAUACGAUUGUAUAGAUUAAGUGAUUAUAAGUAUUAAAAGUUUGUCGUGUAAAAUGUUUUAUACAUAAUUAAAUAUCAAUGUAAUUAUGUGCGUGAUCUAUAGAUGAGACAAUCCAUCUACAGAGACAAUAUGAUUUUUUAUUGAGUUAAAUAAAUAUACAAACACGUAUUUUUAAAAAAUGCCGAAUCGAACCGAAAUUGGAGUUAUUCCUGACAAUUUGAGGCACGAGGAAACUAUAGUUCAAAUAGCAGAAGCUCUUGAUAAUCUAGACUCUGCUGUUAAUUAUAUAUUUGAAUCUAUUGAUAAGAGGCUUUUCCAAAAUGGUCAAAGAUUGUCAAAUGUCAGAGACAGAGCUACGAAACUACAAGACCGAUUAAAAUAUUUGCAAACCAACCUAAAUUUAAAAGCUGUAAAGAUGUAUUCUGCCGCAAGAUAUCCUGCUAGUCAUACGUACAAAGAAUAUGAAUUGGCUAUACCACCUCAGUGUGAUAAUAGCAACAAGAUACCAAAAGUUUACAAAUGUUCCGUACCUAUAAAAGACAUUCCUGAAACGUAUUUAUCUUCUAAUUGUAAAACAGAAGAUGGUCAAUACGUGUCAAAUAACAAUCUGCAAGAAAAGCUGCAAUUUUAUCAUGUUCGAUCUAAAGCUAAUAAAGAAGUUUAUAUAGAUAGCAGUGAAGUGGCAUUUCCUUUUCAUUUGUCUUCAAUCAAUGCGUUGUUGUUUAGUAGCAUGGAUAAUCCACAUAAGGUAUCUGUUAAACAAACUUCUCACAAGUUAAAUGAUAAACAGCAAAUAGAGGAUGCACCAGAUUCAAUUAUACAACCGUGGUUAGCAUCAGAAAUAGAUGCGUCCAGUAGUUAUUUAUAUACACCAACUUUAGGGGAGGUACCACAAAUAAAUGUACCACUAACACUUCCGGAUUUACCUGGAAUCGUGGACGAUGAAAAAUUUGUUCUGGACCUGAAUUCUCAAAGUCCUAUCGCGCCGUCUUCAGCGGUCACUACGCCUACCGUGCGGAUCGAUCUGCCAACUCCAACAACGGAUGAAAAAGACUCGAAUAUAAAACACGACGAAACUAUUCCAAAUUUACCUGGUUUCGCCGAGAUCGAUUUCUCAAAGGAUUCUACGGAGCCUAUUCCACCACCUCCACCGCCGCCUUCGAUCACACCGGAUCACAUAUUGAUUUCGACCUCUUCGGACUUCAAGACCGAUAGUCGUUCCUCGUUGGCCUCGUCGUCGUUAACUCCUUCGAUACCACCACCGCCACCGCCUCCUCCACCACCGCCACCUCCACCUGAAUCCGAGAUUAAUGUUCUUGAGCCUCGGACUGCGGAUUUGGACAAAAAGAAAACUGUCAAAGAUUUGAAUAAAGCGGAUAAGCUAGACAAUAGAUCGAAUUUAAUGGAAGCGAUUCGUAAUGCUGGUGGCAUAGGGAAAGCAAAAUUAAGACAUACCGUGCAACCAGAGGGGAAAGGAAAUCGUUGGUCUUCCGCAUCCGUUGGAGGUGACUUAAUGGCUGAUUUGCACGCAAAACUGGCACUUAGAAGAAAAGGAAUCGCUGGGUCAGGAGGUAGUGCUCUCGAAAGAAUGUCAAGCUUGAUUCCUCCUCCUCCUAAACCAAACGACACAGCCGCGUCAGAUAGAAACUCGGCUACCAGCGAGUACGAUUCCCAACCAGAUACCGACGACUGGGACGAGUAAUGGAUGAACGAAUUCUUUUUUUUUUUUUUUAUAUCAUAU
This is a messenger RNA of Heterotrigona itama, 3328 nucleotides long. Lineage: Eukaryota; Metazoa; Arthropoda; Insecta; Hymenoptera; Apidae. The record is from the annotation of a GenBank genome assembly.